Messenger RNA from Enhydra lutris kenyoni (northern sea otter), 833 nucleotides. RefSeq names its product leucine rich melanocyte differentiation associated. Lineage: Eukaryota; Metazoa; Chordata; Mammalia; Carnivora; Mustelidae. Gene Ontology annotation, biological process: melanocyte differentiation. The transcript is spliced from 7 exons. The coding region runs from base 74 to 754 and encodes 226 amino acids. Gene Ontology annotation, molecular function: protein binding. The record is from RefSeq and is a predicted model, not a curated record.
UGCGCUCGGUGCUUGGCUCUCGCCGCUCCGCGCCUGCACCCGGUGCUCCGCGCCGCGCGUCCGCCCAGUCGUCAUGGCUGGGCUCGUGGUCAGUGGAACUCAAGUGUCCUUCAUAGGCCAGGACUGCAGAGAAAUUCCAGAGCACCUUGGAAGGGACUGUGGACAUUUCGCAAAGAGGCUUGAUCUGAGCUUUAACCUUCUGAGGUCACUGGAAGGACUGAGCGCGUUCGGGAGCCUGGAGGAACUCAUCUUGGACAACAAUCUGCUCGGGAAUGACCUCGUGUUGCCAGGGUUACCCAGGCUCCAUACCUUAACCCUCAACAAGAACCAGAUCACUGACUUGGAGUGUCUGCUUGAUCACCUGGCAGAAGUGACACCAGCUUUAGAGUACCUCAGCCUGCUGGGCAAUGUGGCCUGUCCCAACGAGCUGGUCAGCUUGGAAAAGGAUGAGGAAGACUACAAGAGAUACAGAUGCUUUGUUCUGCACAAGCUGCCCAAUUUGAAGUUUCUGGAUGCCCGGAAAGUAACCAGACAAGAACGAGAGGAAGCUUUGCUCAGAGGGUCAUUCAUGAAGGUGGUGAAGCCCAAGGCUUCCAGCGACCGCAUCACAGCUUCUCCAGAGAACCACUAUACACCCCUGCCUGCUGCUUCGAGAGAUCUCACCAAUCACCGAGGUGUCCUGGGGAAGUGUCGCUAUGUUUACUACGGGAAAAACUCGGAGGGCAACAGGUUUAUCCGAGAUGACCAGCUCUGAUGGCAAGUUCUGUAUGCUUUAGCCUGUGUCAUAAGAAUAAAAGAAAAAAAGGCAAGUAAAAAUAAAGAAAAAGCUAAAG